This is a messenger RNA of Alosa alosa (allis shad), 5352 nucleotides long. Its product is annotated as zinc finger protein 493-like. Bases 218 to 2836 code for a protein of 872 amino acids. The record is from RefSeq and is a predicted model, not a curated record. The transcript has 3 exons. NCBI's taxonomy places the organism in Eukaryota, Metazoa, Chordata, Actinopteri, Clupeiformes, Clupeidae.
UCCACGAGUUAUUUCUAUUUGCCACGAAAAUUUUGUAAGGCAGUAAUGUCCAAUAAUCCUUGAUUUUGUUAAGUUAAACACGGUUUCAUGUCUUAUUCUACAUAAACACCAGAUCAGCAGAUCUCCGUGAGCAGAAGAGUGUGUGUGGAGUAGUGGACUUACUUCAGACUGUAGAAAACUGGAUGGGAUAACGUUAAUCUUUUGGUCCGCUCAGAACAUGGAUCUCGGACAUCCGUUUAGUCAGCAGGUUGACCUGCUGAGCGUGAUGGUGAAAGAAGAAGAUAUAAAAGAGGAGGAAUAUGGUCAUAUGAUUUCAUGUCCAGAUGAAGACGAAAAGCCCUUUGCAGAGCUUCACUGUAAAACUAAAACGGACGUCACAGAGUCCAACGUAACUUACAAUGAAACAAAACAGACAACCGCGGAGAUUGAAGUGAAGAUUGAAGAUGAUGAACAAGAACACGAUUAUCUGCUGGGAAGUGAAUCGGAACACCCACAACAGAAGAUCCAUGGACAGAAUGAUGAACUGCAACUCAAAGGAAGGCUGCACCACUGCACCGUCUGCAGGAAGAGUUUCACAGCCCUGAGAGAACUCAAGAAACACCAGCAAACACACUCUCUUGGUGUUAAUCCAAGGCAGAGUACUCGCAAAAAACAACAUAAAUGUUUUCAUUGUGGGAAACUUUUUUCACAAGUUCCACAUCUUAAAAGCCAUAUACUAGUGCAUACUGGGGAGAAGCCUUAUACAUGUGUUCACUGCGGAAAAACUUUUUCACAAAGUUCACAUCUUAAAAUCCAUAAUUUAAUACACACUGGAGAGAAGCCUCAUAAAUGUGUUCACUGCGGAAAAGCUUUUUCACACAUUUUAACUCUGAAAAACCAUAUGUCUACUCACACAGGAGAGAAACCUCAUAAAUGUGACCAGUGUGGGAGAGGUUUUUAUAUGAUUUCACAUCUUAAAACCCAUAUGUUAAUACACACCGGAGAAAAGCCUCAUAAAUGCAUCCAGUGUGGAAAAGCUUUCUCACAAAUUCCGCAUCUUAAAACCCACAUGCGAAUACACACUGGAGAAAAGCCUCAUAAAUGUGACCAGUGUGGAAAAGCAUUUUCACAAAUUGCAUCUCUUCAAGGUCAUAUGGUAAUACACACUGGAGAGAAGCCUCACAUAUGUUUUCAGUGUGGAAAAGCUUUUUCACGAUCUCAUAAUCUUAAAACCCAUAUGCGAAUACACACUGGAGAGAAGCUUUAUAAAUGUAUCCAGUGUGGAAAAGGAUUUCCAGACAUUUCAGCUCUUAAUAGCCAUAGUCUCACUCACACUAGAGAGAAGCCUCACAUAUGUGACCAGUGUGGAAAAGCAUUUACAAAAAUAUCAAAUCUUAAAUUCCAUAUGAUUAUACACAGGGGAGAGAAGCCUCACGUAUGUUCCCAGUGUGGAAAAGGUUUUUCGCAAAUCGGAAAUCUUACAAAUCAUAUGCUAACACACACCGGAGAGAAGCCAAACCAAUGUGUCCAAUGUGGAAGAGCUUUUUCAAUGAAGUCACAUCUUAAAAGACAUAUUUUAACUCACACCGGAGAGAAGCCUCAUAAAUGUAUUCAUUGCGGCAAAGCUUAUUCAUAUGGUUCGUCUCUGAAAACCCAUAUGCUAGUACACACUGGAGAGAAGCCUCAUAAAUGCAACCAGUGUGGAAAAGCUUUUCCAUACACUUCCGUUUUAAAAACCCACAUGUUAAUUCACAGUGAGGAGAAGCCUCACAUAUGUAUCCAGUGUGGAAAAGCUUUUGCUAAAAUUUGGAAUCUUAAAGCUCAUAUGCUUGUACACACUGGAGAGAUGCCUUAUGAAUGUAAACAGUGUGGAAAAGGAUUUCCAGACAUUUCAGCUCUUAAUAGCCAUAAUCUGAGUCACACUGGAGAGAAGCCUCACGUAUGUUCCCAGUGUGGAAAAGGUUUUUCGCAAAUUGGAAAUCUUACAACUCAUAUGCUAACACACACUGGAGAGAAGCCAAACCAAUGUAUCCAAUGUGGACGAGCUUUUUCCAUGAAGUCACAUCUUAAAAGACAUAUUUUAACUCACACCGGAGAGAAGCCUCAUAAAUGUAUCUAUUGCGGCAAAGCUUAUUCACGUGGUUCGUCUCUGAAAACCCAUAUGCUAGUACACACUGGAGAGAAGCCUCAUAAAUGCAACCAGUGUGGAAAAGCAUUUACACAAAUUCGGAAUCUUAAAACCCAUAUGCGAAAACACACUGAAGAAAGGCUUCAUGAAUGUAUCCAAUGUGGAAAAGCUUUUCCAGAUAUUUCAGCUCUUAAUAUCCAUAGUCUCACUCACACUGGAGAGAAGCCUCACAUAUGUGACCAGUGUGGAAAAGGUUUUUCGCAAAUCGGAAAUCUUACAACUCAUAUGCUAACACACACUGGAGAGAAGCCAAACCAAUGUGUCCAUUGUGGAAGAGCUUUUUCCAUGAAGUCACAUCUUAAAAGACAUAUUUUAACUCACACCGGAGAGAAGCCUCAUAAAUGUAUCCAGUGUGGCAAAGCUUAUUCACGUGGUUCGUCUCUGACAGCCCACAUGCUUGUACACACUGGAGAGAAGCCUCAUAAAUGUAACCAGUGUGGAAAAGCUUUUCCAUACACUUCAGUUUUAAAAACCCACAUGCUAAUUCACAGUGGGGAGAAGCCUCACACAUGUUUCCAGUGUGGAAAAGCUUUUGCAAGAAUUUGGAAUCUUAAAGCACAUAUGCUUGUACACACUGGAGAGAAGCGUCAUAAAUGUAAACAGUGUGGAAAAGCUUUUUCAUACAUUUCAACUUUAAAAACCCAUAUGCGAAUUCACACUGGAGAGUAGCCUCAUAAAUGUAUCCUGUGCAGAGCAUAAAAUUGCACAAAUUGGUAUUUAACACAAUUGUUAUAUUAUGCGAUUGCUCUAAGCACUAGAUAUUUUUAUAAUCGCAUAUUUUUGUAUGCGUUUGGGCCUUUCGUUUACACGUUAACAGUUUAAGCGCAGAACAUAGAACAGGGAGAGCUCAUAAAAUCAUCGAUAUUUAAAGCAGAUUAGUCUUUGUUCAUUCAUGGGGUGCAUUUUGGCUUGAGUUGAAGGGGAAAUGAAAGCUUAUGGCCAUUCUUCCCAUCGUUUGUCUAUACUUGUGCUAUUAUGAUAUAGGCCAGUGCAGUCGAGUCGAACCACGGAACACAAUUGGCUGAGCCCAUAAGUGCACCCAUCCAUCGCACGCACGCACACAACCACCCUUUGCUAACGCAUAUUGGACUGGCUUUUUGCAAUUUUGGGUUUUUGCCUGUUGUUAAUUCUUCACCUCCAUAACAAAAGCAUUUACAUUGUGUACAGGGGGGUUAUGUCACGAGAAGUUUGCUGUUUACAAUAUAAAUACAUCAACUCUAGAGGGAGAUCUACAGUGGCCAAAAAUACCUAAACCUUUAAAAUUGAUCAGCUUGCAUAGCAAUGACCAACACCCAUAAUUACGAUGGUUGGGAAUCCUGGACAUAACGCAGCCUUUAGCAUUUGUAAAACUAUGAUGAGCUAUAUUAUCAUGCACUGCUUAUGGGUUCAAAUGCCUAAAUGGCCUAUUCUAAACUAACGUGAUGCGCAACCUCAAAAUAAGCUCUAAGACUCCUAUAAAAUAUCACAGAACAUUUUAUCAAAUACUAGUCUACUGGAUUUACAUUACUAUUCAAUCUGCUGUUCACUGGGUGAUCAUUAGCACUGAGUUACACAUUUUUGUAUCUGGGGAAAGUCUUUCAGCUAAAAUUUAAUAAUUUCUGGCCCAUGGGUGAUGUUUAUGUGUGUCACGUCGUCCUGGAUGUGAUUUUGUACUGCUUUAUGGCUGUUUAAGGCAAUUUUGGUAGCAUCUCGUGCGGUUUAUGGUACUCAUUCCGAGUGAUCUGUGAGCUGGGUAAUGAGGAUCUUACCACAUAGAUAGAUAGGUAUCUAUCAAUCUAUCUAUAGGUAUCUAUCAAUCUAUCUAUAGGUAUCUAUCAAUCUAUCUAUCUAUCUAUCAAUUUAUCUAUCUGGUAAGAUCCUCAUUACCCAGCUCACAGAGCACUUGAAAUGAGUACUUGUUCCUUAUAGUAUUGCUGUCCUUAGUUGGACAAAGGGGGAUUCUGUGCAGUAGUUGCCCUGUCAUUCUAACAGAAUAGACAUAUCGGGUGUAAUCAGAGUGUUACGGCUCAAGAGUUACAGCUGUUCCGGGUUUCUCUAUUUGAGUGUUAACUAUUUGGGUGAUAAUAUUCCACGAGGGAGACCUCAAGGCCUGUGGUCCGAAAUAUGUGUACACGCACAGAUUGGGACUAUUCACUGCAAAAAAUGAUAUCUUACUCUUAAGUGUUAUAAUCUUAUAUUAAGAUUUUUAGAAAAUCUAGUUAAUAUUGUUUUUAUGAAGAUACUUACUUUGAGCUUUCUAAUAAGAUUAUUUGACUUAAAAUAAGUCAAAAUCUUCUUAAAUUAAGACAUAAAAACAAGUAAAUUUAUCUGCCAGUGGAUUAAGUAAUGUUAUCUUAAUUGAAGACUGUCUAAGAAAAUAUGUGUGCACGCACAGAUUGGGACUAUUUUAAGAAUCUCCAGAGUGCUGCCGUUCACUGGGUGCUUAGUAUCAUUAUCAAUGUAAUCAUUCUAUGUUGUUUUUUAUGUCUUUUAAUUAUUACUUUUUAAACUAUUGCCCUUUUAUGCUUUCAUGUAACAUUACCUUGUGUGUUUUGUGUUUGUGUCUUUUUUAUUCUUUACUUUUUAAAGUAUUAUUUGACCGUUGGACUUAUAUGCUUUCAUUAGCUAUUCCUGUUUUCUUUUGUUUAUGUAAAGCACAAUGCAUGACCUCUGUGUUUGAAAUGUGCUAUAUAAGUAAACUUGACUUGACUAUUCCUACUAGAGUAUCCUAGAACUUCAUGGCUAGUUAGUUCAGCAGUAAGUUUUCACUAGUCGUCUAACAUCAUUUUUUUAUCAGGCUACAUAAUUACUCUGCCGCCAUGAUCCAUUCAAAAACCCAUAGAAGCACGGCACUUCAUAAUGGGCUGAUUUCAGUGAAAAGCUAGACGUUUGUUGGACAAACACCCCUAACAAGUAAUUUCCAGGGAAGCCCGGCAUCUCAGGGAGUGAAUGGGGCUGUGGGAUUGACCAGAUGCCAAGCAUCUGUGUGAUAAUUGGAGGAACUGUCACACUGCAAAAACUGCUUAUCCAAUAAACUCUAACCAAGAUUAUUAUAUCAAGAUAAAAAACUAGUUUGUAUUGUUUUCAGUAUAAAGACACUUACCUAGCGCUUUGUGAAAUCAUUUGACUUUAUUUAAGAAGACUUACUUAUUUUGUCUGAAAACAAGAAAAUUCGGCUGCCAGUGUGUUAAGCAAAUUGCUAUCUA